Exophiala bonariae is the source of this 870-nucleotide messenger RNA. RefSeq lists its product as uncharacterized. The record is from RefSeq and is a predicted model, not a curated record. Gene Ontology annotation, molecular function: FMN binding. The transcript has a single exon. The coding region runs from base 1 to 870 and encodes 289 amino acids. Lineage: Eukaryota; Fungi; Ascomycota; Eurotiomycetes; Chaetothyriales; Herpotrichiellaceae.
AUGUUGCACUGUACCCAGAUCAGCGUCGCGCCCUGGAAGAAGACCUUUGAGGACCACCUCAUAAAGACUGGCGGUACCAGCGCCGAAUUCACGAUCGCCUCCGUCACCGCAUCUGGCCUCCCUAGUGCGCGGAUGUGCAUGUAUCGUGGCUUUUGGGGUACGCUGCCAAAAAAUAAACAUAACCAACUACCCAAGAACCCUGACAUCUACGAGUCCGAUUGCCCUGUAUUCGUUACAGAUGCGCGAAUGAGUAAAGUAUACGAUGUAUUUGCGACGGGCAAAGCAAAGGGCGAUCUGGCUCAAUCGCGUUCAGGAUCCGGUGGCGGUGGCCCAAUUGAAGCAGUAUUUUGGUUUAAGGAUACGAAAGUACAAUGGCGAAUGCGCGGAAAAUGUUGGAUCAUGGCGGCCGAUGAUAUAGAGGGUGAAGACGACCGUCAGAACUCCGAGGCUAUCACUGUUAGAUCCGAGGUGAGCCGCUUUAUGCGGAUCAGGGAAGGAUCUCACUAUACGGAAAGGAACAAAGAUUGGUCCUGGAGGCAGGAGAUCGAGAACAUUUUUGAAAACUUAUCGCCUAUGAUGAGAGGUUCUUUCAAGAAUCCGCCCCCUCGACAACCUUUAUUACAAGGCAAGGAUGAGCAAUCAGGCGAGGCGUUGGGUCAGACAGCUGGCCACCUAUCAGAAGAGAACCUGGCAAGGAAGAACUUCCGGGUCGCCAUCAUUGCGCCAGAGCAGGUCGAGGCUCUGCAUUUGUCGGAUGCAGCAAAACCAACGAGGCAGAUAUGGACGCUAGCUGAGGAAGCCGGCAAUCCUGGUGGUGACCAACAGAGAAAAUCAAUAGGGAAGUGGACUAAGGUCGAUACGUGGCCUUAA